AAUCAAAGGGGGGAAGUGAAGGAAGAGGGCACUGCUUCCUCAUAGCACUCACAAUCAAAACAUUGUCCGUGCGCAAUGGGUGAGACUGCAUCUUCGAAGGGACAUCGUCUUAUCUAACACUUGGCCCACAUUGUCUGGGGAGCUCCCGGGAACACCGUUAGUUGCACCAUGCUCCAGCUGAACGACACGGUGGAGCCGGAGAGUCCGGGCGUUGCGAUUCUCCACUCUGCGGAAGCCGAGGAGGGGGUCGAGGUUGCCUUCACGCCGCCGGAGGCCGGGCGAAGCCUCGGACACGGAGCCUCCGUGGCCUGCUGCCCCCCGUUACAAACGCUGACGCCUUUCCAUGUGCAUAACCCCACUAUGCAAGCGAAAGUGAAGGACUAUUUCGUGUUCAGACCAGGCACCAUUGAGCAGGCUGUGAGCGACAUCAGGACCGUGGCACUCCCUUCUGAGGAUGGAGAGGUGCUCAGCGUCUGGCUGCUCGCAGAAAUUGACCACUGGAACAAUGAGAGGGAGCGACUCGUGCUUAUAACUGAUAGGUCGCUGCUGGUGUGCAAGUACGACUUCAUCAACCUGUUGUGUCAGCAGGUCGUCAGGAUCUCUCUCAACGCUGUAGACACCAUCUCAGUGGGCGAGUUUGAGUUCCCGCCCAAAUCCCUUAACAAGAGAGAGGGCUACGGGAUUCGUGUGCAGUGGGACAAACGUCCUCGGGCCUCCUUCAUAAACCGCUGGAACCCCUGGUCUACAGACAUGCCCUACGCCACCCUCACAGAGCACUCCAUGGCCCACGCUGAUGAGACGGUGGCCUCUCUCUGCCAGUUGGACAACUUCAGGACCCAGCUGGUGCAGGCAGUGAAGAAAGCCCACAGGGAGCACCCCAUCCCCGGUCGGGCUAACGGUGUCCUGAUCCUGGAGAGACCCCUGCUCAUCGAGACCUAUCUAGGUAUCAUGUCCUUCAUCAACAAUGAGGCCAAGUUGGGCUACUCCAUAACCCGUGGCAAGAUUGGCUUCUAAAAAUCAAGUUUCUCAAAAUUACAACUGAAUUCAACCCAUGUGUCUGUGUUACACUGCGCUGUCUGAGAGAAGCUGUCGCUCCACUACAGUGUAAUGCACAAUCUGUGUGUGUAAGUUGAGCCCUUGAGAUGUGAACACCUCCUAAAUUGGUGCGGUAAAGUGGUCAGCCUACUGUAGGUAAAUAAUGCGCAGCACUGCAUGGAUUGUCUGUUUUUUUGUUUCGUUUUUUUUGCGCCCCGAGUACCUUUCCUGCAAAGAGUUGCUCGCAAAUCUGCCAUACCCACACGUAGGCCCGCAGGAGUGUAUGCACAUGUGACAUAAGUUGGAGACAAAGGAGAGAGCACAUUAAUUCAUUACUUCUGUACCUUAUUCUAGAGUGAGCUUCUUGUUGUCUCAUGCUCCUUGUUUAACCAUUGAUUGACAGACAGUCAAAAGCAAUGACGUUAUUGGUCGGGGUCGUUAUUUCACGGAUGUGCUUUGUUUGGGCUCGUAUCUACAGCAAACCAGCCGACCAGAGUAGAGCAGUGACAAAUACAGUGAAACCAAACCACCAGCUAAGAAUAUGUUCCAUAUUUGCUACAUUAAUAAAAGGUUUGACAUGAAGGAUUGCAUUAUUCUGAUCACAGGGCCAUAGGGUAGCUUCGCAGAAUGGCAUAGCAGCUUAUGGAUGGAGGGAUUUAGUUUUACGGUCAUCUUACAUGAUUGUUAUAAACUCUUGAGUGUCAAUGAACCUUGAUCAGUGGAGAUGAUAAACUACAUGUUGUGACCUUCUCUGAUUGGCCAGUGUUGUGCUCUCCAUGUUUCAUUUGCUUAUUCAUGUCUUUGCUCAGAGGAUGGAGCUCAUGUUCCACAUGGAGCGCUGCUUUAGCUACUAUAGCUAAAUGUUGUACGUUACAUGUUUUAUGCAACAUGAACUUGUAAACCGUGUCUUUAUGUUUGUUGAUAAGUUGCCUUAAAAAGGUCCUGCACUCGUUUUAGGCACACAUUUGCACUCGGCUGCAUUAAUCUCUGCAGUGGGAAUAAACGAUGGCUUACUAAAUGAAAUUCACGCAGACAAAGCUUUACAUCAUUUCCUCAACCACAACCUGUCGGUAUAUAUCUUGUGAACAAGAUUUAGGUGUUUUGUUUUUUCCCUAAACUGCAUCCUAUAAUAUAUAAUUGUUGUGUUACCAAAGUUACCAGGCCAUAUUUUCAUGCUCAACAAUGCCAAUGAAUAAUUGUGUCUUUACUUUUGCAUGUUUCCUGCAUGUUACGUUUGCAUGACAGAUGUUUUUUUAAAAGGAAUAUCUUCAAAUAGAUUUGUGAAUACUAUUUGAGUUUUAUUUAUCUGCUGUUAUUUUGUUGCAGUAAACUCACGAAUGCUUCCAGAAAAUAAAUAUUUCAUUGCCA
Anarrhichthys ocellatus (wolf-eel) is the source of this 2403-nucleotide messenger RNA. It is a transcript of the gene tprg1l, whose product is annotated as tumor protein p63 regulated 1-like. The transcript has 6 exons. The coding region runs from base 169 to 1014 and encodes 281 amino acids. NCBI's taxonomy places the organism in Eukaryota, Metazoa, Chordata, Actinopteri, Perciformes, Anarhichadidae. Gene Ontology annotation, cellular component: cytoplasm. The record is from RefSeq and is a predicted model, not a curated record.